This is a messenger RNA of Aspergillus nidulans FGSC A4, 825 nucleotides long. RefSeq names its product orotidine-5'-phosphate decarboxylase pyrG (gene pyrG). The transcript is spliced from 2 exons. Gene Ontology annotation, biological process: pyrimidine-containing compound biosynthetic process; 'de novo' UMP biosynthetic process; 'de novo' pyrimidine nucleobase biosynthetic process. The record is from RefSeq and is a predicted model, not a curated record. Gene Ontology annotation, molecular function: orotidine-5'-phosphate decarboxylase activity. Lineage: Eukaryota; Fungi; Ascomycota; Eurotiomycetes; Eurotiales; Aspergillaceae. Bases 1 to 825 code for a protein of 274 amino acids.
AUGUCUUCGAAGUCCCACCUCCCCUACGCAAUUCGCGCAACCAACCAUCCCAACCCUUUAACAUCUAAACUCUUCUCCAUCGCCGAGGAGAAGAAAACCAACGUCACCGUCUCCGCAGACGUUACUACUUCCGCCGAGCUCCUCGAUCUUGCUGACCGCCUAGGCCCCUAUAUCGCAGUUCUGAAAACCCACAUCGACAUCCUCACCGAUCUCACCCCGUCGACCCUUUCCUCGCUCCAAUCCCUCGCGACAAAGCACAACUUCCUCAUCUUUGAGGACCGCAAGUUCAUCGACAUCGGCAACACCGUGCAAAAGCAGUACCACGGUGGCGCUCUCCGCAUCUCCGAAUGGGCACACAUCAUCAACUGCGCCAUCCUGCCGGGCGAAGGGAUCGUCGAGGCCCUCGCACAGACAACCAAGUCUCCUGACUUUAAAGACGCGAAUCAACGAGGUCUCCUGAUUCUUGCCGAGAUGACGAGUAAGGGAUCUCUUGCGACAGGGGAGUACACGGCACGCUCGGUUGAGUACGCGCGGAAGUAUAAGGGGUUUGUGAUGGGAUUCGUGAGUACAAGGGCGUUGAGUGAGGUGCUGCCCGAACAGAAAGAGGAGAGCGAGGAUUUUGUCGUCUUUACGACUGGGGUGAAUCUGUCGGAUAAGGGGGAUAAGCUGGGGCAGCAGUAUCAGACACCUGGGUCGGCGGUUGGGCGAGGUGCGGACUUUAUCAUUGCGGGUAGGGGCAUCUAUAAGGCGGACGAUCCAGUCGAGGCGGUUCAGAGGUACCGGGAGGAAGGCUGGAAAGCUUACGAGAAAAGAGUUGGACUUUGA